AUGCACCGUCUCAGCGAUCUCGUCUGGCUUGGCGGGCUUCCUAGCCUACUCGUCUUGGUGACUUGGCGAACCGUGUCAUGUCCCUACACCAAGGUCGAAGAGAGCUUUACCAUCCAGGCGGUUCACGAUAUCGUCAGCUAUGGAGUUCGUCCGGCAGCCUUGGCUCGGUAUGACCAUCGAGUUUUUCCUGGCGCAGUCCCGCGCUCGUUCAUCGGGCCGCUGUUGCUCGCUGCCAUAUCGUAUCCAUUCCUUCUCUUGUCGCGGUUUCUGGGAGCAGUGCAGACAUCAGCCGACGCUCAGGUGGUCGUUCGACUCUGCCUUGCAUCUGCCAAUGUGUCUGCCGUGAACUUCUUUUGCCAGCAGACCUUCAAAUCGACCAUGCCGCCCGCUAAGCAAAAUAGUUUUUCGAGGCUGCGAGACGAGCAAUUAGUCGCUCUACUUUUCAUGCUGGUCACGGCAAUUCAAUUCCACUUUGCAUUCUGGGCCAGCCGUACGAUUCCCAACUCACUUGCGCUACCGCUCGUCACCACAGCACUGGCACUUGUUUGUCGCAACGUUGGCGUACUUUACCAGGGCAAGGAUCGUGCCUUGGUCGACGCCAAAGUAGCAAUUUGGCUGCUGACAUUUAGCGGUGUUGUGCUACGUCUCGAGAUUGUAGCGACACUUGUUCCUGUUGGACUAUACCUUCUGGUAACUCGCAGGAUCUCAUUUUGGGCUGGACUCAAGACAGGUAUCGUCUCGGGCACCUUCAGCAUCUUGCUCACGACCGUGAUCGACACUUACUUUUGGCAAGACCUCGCACACGCCAAUGUCAAGAGCCUACUCAGCAUAUACGCUCUGUCAUUGCGCAACCUCACAAGUGGUGACCGACCAAAGCCACUUUGGCCUGAACUGCACGCUCUGCUGUUCAACGUAGUCCAAGGCAAAAGCAGCGAAUGGGGUGUCUCACCUUGGCAUGCCUACAUUACCUCGUUGAUACCCAGACUCCUCGCCUUCACUGGUCCGCUUGUCGUGAUUGGAGCUGCUCAACUUCUUCGGGGUCGAAACUCAGCCCUGGAAGCGAGAGCGAGGUUCUUGUUUCUCACAGCUGUCAUGCACAUCGCUGUGCUCAGCCUGCUCGGUCACAAAGAAUGGCGCUUCGCCUUCUACACUUUGCCCGCACUCAACGUCGUGGCAUCUAUCGGCGCCAGCAAACUCGCACGAUCAUGGCCAGGGAGGGCCGUACUGGCGAUCUUGCUGCUUCUUCAGCUCGGCUUGAGCUGGUUCACAGGCUAUGUAAGCUCUAUCAACUAUCCUGGCGGAAACGCACUUAGAACCUUGCACCAACACAUCGAUGCCGACUUACAGCGUGAACCCAAUGGUCAAGUCAUCGUUCACAUUGAUGUGUUGCCAGCUAUGACGGGAGUCACGCUCUUCCAGUCCAUACAUUUGAACCGCAUUUUCCAGCAAAGUCGACUCGAUAGCUUCCGAAAGGUCUCACCGGCCCCUUGUGGAACGCAAGAGUGCUGGGUGUAUGACAAGACCGAGAAUUUGCCCGUCUCUGGGCACGAGGCAACCCAGGCGUGGUCCACAUUCACACACCUGAUUACAGAGACACCAGAAUGUGCCAUGCUUCAAGACCAGCAAGGCAGAGCACUCAACGAGUCUGAGCAGCUGUUCGAGCAAAUAGCGCCGCCCAUCACCUCUUUCGUUGGGCUGCGGCGCAAGUCAUUUUCGCAGCUUACGACUGAUCUGCUGAAUACCCCACUAGCCGCUGCAUCAAUCCUUGGUCUCACUAGCUCUUCUUCCCAGCAUUCCGCAGGCUCCUUGCUUAGAUCCGCAUUGCCUGUAGUCGUGGUAGAGCAGCCAACUGUGUGGCUAUGUCGACGCAAGCACGAUUUAACCCGCAGUAACAAACCUACAAUCUAA
Mycosarcoma maydis (corn smut) is the source of this 1908-nucleotide messenger RNA. RefSeq names its product dolichyl-P-Man:Man(7)GlcNAc(2)-PP-dolichol alpha-1,6-mannosyltransferase. Gene Ontology annotation, molecular function: alpha-1,6-mannosyltransferase activity. The record is from RefSeq and is a predicted model, not a curated record. NCBI's taxonomy places the organism in Eukaryota, Fungi, Basidiomycota, Ustilaginomycetes, Ustilaginales. Gene Ontology annotation, biological process: protein N-linked glycosylation. The transcript has a single exon. Bases 1 to 1908 code for a protein of 635 amino acids. Gene Ontology annotation, cellular component: endoplasmic reticulum membrane.